AUGGAUUCUCAAUCUACCGGUAGUAGUGUUAAUUCUACAUCGGCGACUACAAAAACUAAGGAUAACGAUCUCCAUCCUUUGUGGAAAUAUGUGAUUAAACUUGGUAAAGCGGGGGAAGGUGCCGGUGGUAAUUGUAGAUGGUUGUGUACUUUCUGUAAUGAAGAAAAAGUAGGGAGCUACACUAGAGUUAGGGCUCACCUAUUCCAAAUAAGUAAUAAAGGGAUUACUUCUUGCAAAAAAGUGAGUAGAGAAAGUAUCACCGAAAUGAAAAAAUUAGAAGAAGCGGCGACACAAAUAGCCAUGAAUUCACAACCUAAAAAUGUGUCUUUGCCUACUACCGGAAAUACAACCAUCAUGAGUUCGUUGUCUGGUGGUAGAAGUGAACAAAAUACUUUUAAUGUUUUGAAAAGGCAAAAAGCCGGCGAUCGUGAUAAUCCUAUUGCUGAAGCUUUUGAUGCUAAUGUUAGGAAUCAAUUGGAUGCAGAGAUUGCCAGAAUGUUUUAUACUGCAGGUUUGCCUUUUAAUUUUGCAAGGAAUCCUUAUUAUGUUAGUGCUUUUUUAUUUGCUUGUAACCACUCGAUACCUGGUUAUCUUCCUCCUGGUUAUAACAAAUUGAGAACCACAUUGCUCGAACAAGAAAAAACGCAUGUCGAGAGAUUGUUAGAGCCGAUCAAGAGCACAUGGUCAGAGAAAGGGGUUAGCAUCGUGAGUGAUGGUUGGAGUGACCCACAAAGAAGGCCGUUGAUUAAUGUUAUGGUUGUUUCUGACUGUGGGCCGAUGUUUAUCAAGGCUGUUGAUUGUUCUGGUGAAGUAAAAGAUAAAAAAUUUAUCGCGAGUUUACUGAAAAAAACUAUCGAUGAGGUGGGGCAUCAAAAAGUGGUCCAAAUCAUCACUGACAAUGCGAGCAAUUGUAAGGCUGCUGGUGAACUCAUUGAAGGUUGGUAUCCUCAUAUUUUUUGGACUCCUUGUGUUGUUCACACUCUGAAUCUAGCUUUGAAGAAUAUUUGUUCGGCUAAAAAUGUGGAAUCCAAUCUAGAGACAUAUGAUUUGUGUAGUUGGAUCACCAUUGUUCAUGAGGAUGCUGUGCAAGUCAAAAAUUUUAUCAUGAAUCAUGCGAUGAUAUUGGCUAUGUACAAACGAUUUGCCCAUUUAAAAUUGCUUUCAGUUGCCGACACUCGAUUUGCGUCUAUUGUUGUCAUGCUUACAAGAUUUAUGCUUAUCAAACGUGCUUUACAGCUAUUAGUGACGUGUAACCAAUGUACAUCAUACCGAGAAGAUAAUCAAAGCAAAGCAAAAUUUGUCAGGGACACAGUGUUGAGUGAAGAAUGGUGGGAAAAAGUUUCAUAUAUUCUAGCCUUCACUGAACCUAUAUAUGAGAUGAUUAGAGUUUGUGACACGGAUAAGCCAUGCCUUCAUUUGGUUUAUGAGAUGUGGGAUGCUAUGAUUGAAAAGGUGAAGAAAGUUAUUUAUGACCAUGAGAAAAAAUCGAUGUAUUACAGUGAAAAAUGGCUUUUAGAGGGACAAGGUAGAUUGGCUCCUCAUAUGGAUGGGGAAGUUUCAUCCGAAAGAAUCAAAUGUUUUAGAAGAUUUUUUCCAGGUAUAGAGGAGCGUACGAAUGCAAUUGAUGAAUUUGCAAAUUUCUCUCUCAAGACUGGGCCAUUUGGAGAUCCGGAUUCGAUUGUAAGUAGAUAUGAUGUUGAGCCUAGGAAAUGGUGGGCAUGUUAUGGUUCGAGUGCUCCUUUACUUCAAAAGUUAGCUUUCAAAGUGCUUGGACAACCUAGUUCUUCAUCUUGUUCCGAGAGGAAUUGGAGUACUUAUUCCUUCGUUCAUUCAUUUAGAAGGAAUAAGUUAAAUCCUAAACGUGCGGAGGAUUUGGUCUUCAUUCAUACCAAUCUUCGUCUUUUGUCUAGAAGUAGUGUUCAAUACUAUGAUGAUAAGACAAAAAUGUGGGAUGUGGGUGGAGAUGAUUUUGGCAAUAUAGAAGAUGAAGAAGUUCUUGAUAUUGCUCAAGGAGUUUUGGAUAUUGCUCAACUUUCAUUGGAUGAACCCGAAUUGGAGGGUGUAAUUUUUGCCGAAGACGUGGAGACUUGA
This is a messenger RNA of Erythranthe guttata (spotted monkey flower), 2091 nucleotides long. The record is from RefSeq and is a predicted model, not a curated record. NCBI's taxonomy places the organism in Eukaryota, Viridiplantae, Streptophyta, Magnoliopsida, Lamiales, Phrymaceae.